AUGAGGAUCGGAAGGUGGAGAUCGACAUGCGUGUCCUCGCUGGGUAUCUGGUGGCUAACGUCUCAGGUGGUCAACUUCCUCAAUGAGGGUGCCAUCCACCACAUGCGCAACCACGAGCGCGGCGGUGCACGCAGCCUUCCACGCAGCGUGGGCUGCUGGGCAACGAGCUUUGGCAAACAGGAGUAUUGGGAGAGCUUCUAUUCCGGCGACACUGAGGAUGCGAAAGACUUCGAAUGGUUUUGUAGUUACGAGGACAUCGAACCCUUCUUCAGGGACUUCGCGCGGCCCGCGCUGGAGAAGCCUUCUCCAGCCGCUUUGAGGCCACAGCUUAUGAUUGCAGGCUGCGGGAAUUCCCGUUUGGCCAACGAGAUCUACGACGACCUUUCGAGUGAUGGCAUCGAGGUGGACAUUUGGAAUGUGGACUACGCUGAGGCCGCCAUUGCCCGCGCACGCGCUGUGGCCGGAGAGCGCCCCCUAAAGCACGUAGUUGCGGACCUGCGAGAUUUGCCAGAAGAGACCUUUCCGGAGAACAGCUUUGAUGUGAUCGUGGACAAGGGCACCAUGGACGCGCUCUUUUGCGCAGGCGGCCCCUCUGCCCAGCGCUGCGCCGAGCAAUUGCACAAAGUCUUACGACCCUCUGGCGUAAUGCUGGUGCUCUCAGGGGUCGCAUCCAGCCAGGAAUUGCUGCAAAGCUUCAGGGAUUGGACGACGAUCCUGGAUGGCUCGCCCUACAUCACUGAGGAGGGCGAGGCCGGCCAGGAUCUCCGGCGGCACAUGCGAUCCGAUCAGAGCUGUGAGGUAAAGCGCUCGGGUGCCCGAAUAUGCCCAGAUGAGUGGCCUGAGGAUGGGGAAAGCCCCAGCCAGCCGAAUGGCGUGAGUGGCCUUGAGUCGAUCUUCAACACGGCAUGUGCGCCCUCGGCGUGCUGCGUCCCACAGGACCAGGUGGGGAAUGUCAUCGUGAACACGCCGGUGCAGACCUCCACAAAACCCGAAUUCCUGCAGCCCUCAGAAGAAGGGUUAAGUACAGCCGUGGAGAUCCUGGAAGACUAUCGGACGGAGGCAGACUCUCCAGAGACCACGCACCCUGUGGCCGUGAAUGCCUUUGACAAGCUCACACGAAUCCACACGCAAAUUCACAAGCACCUGGAGAAGCAGGAGAUGUUGAUUGCGCAAUUGCUCCACGACGGGGAAGGACUCUCUGCCGAGGCUUCCGCUGCCAGGCCUUCAAGCUUCCUCGAUAGCAAGAGCAGGCAGAAGCCUUCGUACCUUGCGCCGUCGGUGAUGGGUCUUCAUUCGGAAGUCCUGCUGAUGGUUGAGGUGACGGAAGAGCUUGAGAAUGCUGAAAACUCCUCUGCGCCGGCCUCACCUUGCACACCAAGGAGGGUGAAGCAGCGUCGCCAGAGCUUCUGCCAACCACGGGAAGAUCCGGUGGGCGAACUGAGCGAUUGGUCGGACUGCCACACCCUCAGUGCUCCCUCCUCCUGGAGUCCCGCUUCGGCACGGUGUCACCGCCGCCCGCGGCGGCUUCUCCCGCGGCGCACGCCGCCGCGCACGCCGGCGUGCGAGCCGCACGCGCUCGGCACGCCGCGGGAGAAGCAGCGGAAGAGACGUUCGAUCUCAGAGCUCUCGCCCAGCGCGAGGAUGACGCCCGAGAACCUCAAGUCGCGUGGGCUUGGAUUUCCGUGGGCCCGUGUGACCGGGCUGUGCACGGCCAAGAUCGACCAAGAGCAGGGAAGACAAUUCUGCUUAAUCCCCACGCCCGAACUGAAGCGGAGGGGAUCCUCCAGCCUCACCAGCACCGCGAGUGGACCUCACGGCGUGGACAGCGGAGAGCGAGGUGGACCACGUCCUCGGUCCUGCUCCUUCGCGCGGCGUGUGCGAGAGGCUUCAUUGUGCCUCAGUUCCGACUCUGAUGAUCCUUUGGGCUCUCCAUUGUAUUCGCCUACCCGGCGAGUGCGCUUCCCCGAAGGCCCCGAAGAACAGUCGCCGGUGCCAUCCUGGAAGAACAGUCGUCAGGAUGAGGCUGAUCUGGCCAGGUCGACCGCGAGGAGCGUCGCCGGGGGUUGA
Molecule: messenger RNA, 2067 nt
Organism: Durusdinium trenchii
Lineage: Eukaryota; Dinophyceae; Suessiales; Symbiodiniaceae
Source: the annotation of a GenBank genome assembly